Zootoca vivipara (common lizard) is the source of this 6145-nucleotide messenger RNA. It is a transcript of the gene HECA, whose product is annotated as HECA ribonucleoprotein granule regulator. The record is from RefSeq and is a predicted model, not a curated record. Lineage: Eukaryota; Metazoa; Chordata; Lepidosauria; Squamata; Lacertidae.
GCAGGAGGAGGAGGAGAAAGAGGAGGCAGCAGCGGGCGGGGAAAGGAGCGCCGCGGAGCAGGCGGGGGGAGCAGCAGAAUCAAAACAAGCGAGACACGCCUUUCCCGCUCGCUCGCUCGCUCGCGCGUCUUCCCGUGGCCCGGCGGCUGGGGUGGGUGUGCAUGCGGCGGGGCUGUGGAGAGAGCGCGGGAGGGCGCCUUUGCUCCUCCGCCUGACAAUGGAGCUGCAAUAAGCCGCGGUCGGUGGCGGAGCCCAGCAGCCGAGCAAGCAGCAACAGCCAGAAAGGCAGCAGCCACCUCCGCCACCGUCGCCUUCUCCGCCUUCUCUGGCUUCCCGCUGCUGCCGCGACCCGCUCCUCCUCCUCCUCCUCCCUCGGCGAUGCCGAACCAGAAGAGUAGCAAGGGCAAGAAGAACAAGCGCGCCAACAGCAGCGGGGACGAGCAGGAAAAUGGAGCCCUGGCGGCGGCGGGGGCGGCAGGCGGCGGAGCAGCGCUGGCCGCCGUGGUGGCGGCGGGGGGAGCCAGCGGGCCGGCGGCGGCCGCGGGGAGCACCGGAGGCUCCGGAGGAGCGGCGGCCGCCGCGGGCUCGGCGCCGGGAGACUCCAAGAACGAAGCUGCUUGUGCUACCCCACUGAUAUGUAGCUUUGGACGGCCUGUUGACCUUGAAAAAGACGACUACCAGAAAGUGGUAUGCAACAAUGAACAUUGUCCCUACAGCACUUGGAUGCAUCUUCAGUGUUUUUAUGAAUGGGAGAGCAGCAUUCUGGCCCAGUUCAAUUGUAUCGGGAGAGCAAGGAGUUGGAAUGAGAAGCAGUGUCGACAAAACAUGUGGACCAAGAAGGGAUAUGAUCUUGCCUUUCGUUUUUGCUCUUGCCGGUGUGGACAAGGCCACUUAAAGAAAGACACUGAUUGGUACCAAGUAAAACGGAUGCAAGACGAGAAGAAGAAGAAGUCUGUGUCCGAAAAGAGCACUGGGAGGUCAACCUCAGAGUCCUCAGAAGAUGUUAAGAAGUGCAGACCUGCCAACAAACCGCAGAAAGGUUUAAACCACGAUAUCCAGCGGCGGCAUUCGAUGGAUCGGCAGAACUCUCAGGAGAAAGGCACCGCUAGCAGUAGCUACCCAGUCCGUUCUCCCUGUGGUUCUCCAGGCCAGUCCCCUCCCGCCGGCUACUCUGUCCUUGCCCCCACACAUUUCAGUGGGCCUCGCUCUUCACGAUACUUAGGAGAAUUUCUGAAGAACGCGAUUCAUCUAGAACCUCACAGGAAGAACAUGGCCAAUAGCGGCAUGUUCCGGAAUGCCCACUUCGAUUAUGGGGCAUCUGGGCUACAAGCACAUAGGUCGGGACAUUUUGAUGCCCCUGUCCAGUUUUUGAGGAGGCUUGAUCUAUCUGAACUUCUUGCUCACAUCCCCCGGCAUAAAUUGAACACUUUCCAUGUUCGGAUGGAAGAUGAUGCCCAGGUUGGUCAAGGAGAAGAUCUACGGAAAUUCAUUCUUGCAGCACUCAGUGCCAGUCACCGAAAUGUUGUCAACUGUGCAUUAUGCCACAGGGCACUGCCAGUAUUUGAACAGUUUCCUUUGGUGGAUGGCACCCUGUUUCUUAGCCCAUCAAGACAUGAUGAAAUUGAAUAUGAUGUUCCCUGUCACCUUCAAGGAAGGCUCAUGCACCUCUAUGCUGUUUGUGUAGACUGUUUAGAAGGAGUUCACAAAAUUAUCUGCAUAAAGUGCAAGUCCCGGUGGGAUGGAAGCUGGCAUCAACUGGGAACCAUGUACACGUAUGAUAUUCUAGCAGCGUCUCCCUGUUGUCAGGCUCGACUGAACUGUAAACACUGUGGGAAACCUGUUAUAGAUGUACGUAUUGGAAUGCAGUAUUUCUCUGAAUACAGCAAUGUUCAGCAGUGCCCACACUGCGGAAACUUGGACUACCAUUUUGUGAAGCCAUUUUCGUCGUUUAAAGUUCUGGAGGCUUAUUGACAAAAGCUUUGCCAUAGUAAUAGCUAUUUUAUGAGUAUUGUUCCUUUAUUUUACAUAUCUUUUAUAAGAUCUGUUCUGUGAGGGGGAGGGGAGGGGGCUAUUUUUUCCCCCCUAACUGAAAGAAAGUGCAGCAGCUUUGUGUGAUUGUGUACAUGUGUUCCUAAUGUAGAUAUGUGUCAUCAAAACCGUGGUCCUCUUGCCAUGAUCUCAGUUGAAGGCAAGGGAUGGGGCAGCAGAUUGCCUCUCGCUCUCUGCACUCAUCUAAGCAGGGAGGGGGGGAAACACCACUCUCUUCUAAUUAGGGCAGAGUAACUUCAAGACAUGGAGAGAAGUUAUGGAAACCAGCGACUGGUUCUAAAUAGAUUUCUUUUCUUGUUGUACGUGUAGAUUUGGAGGGAAGGGGGGAAGAUCUUCAUAAAUGGCUCAAAGAAGUGGCUGGAAAAUCCUAUGACUGUCCUUACAGAUGGAUGGACAAUAUUAUCUAUGGAACAGGGUGAUAGGACCUCCUAGCUAAGGAGCUCUUUGUCGUUAUUUCUGCCCUGGCCCCAUGCACUCAAAUAUGCUCCACAUCCCAGUAUGAUGUGUGGGCCACUGAGAAGAGAAAGAGGCAUUCUGAAGGGUCUCAAAUUGGCAUAAUCUCUCCAUGGUUUAAUCCACAAAGCCUCACAUCUUACCCUUAGAUCGACUCUGUGCAUUUGCUGUGUCUGGUUGAGGUUGGUGGUCAGGCUGGAUGAGAUCUCUGUGUUUGCCUCUUUCGUAAGAGAAACUCCCACGUCGUCGUUCCCUGCUGAAUUUGCCAUCGUCAUCCCUGGGAGCAAGAUCUUGUCUUGAUAGUAUAAGUAGUGCUAGCUCAUAUACUUUGAGGUUCUGUCUGAUGAGGUGAACUUAAAAUGUUGACAAAUGAAUGUAAUGCUAUGUCAGAAAAUGCACUGUUUAAAAGAAAAAAACAACAACCCCCCCUUAUUUUUGCAGUGUCUUCCUGGAGUAUAUAUUUGAUAAUCGGAGCUGCUCUCACUGACAGAUCAUACUGUUUCCGCUAACAUUGUAAUUCUAGUAGUCAGGGAAGUUGCUUCUACCAAAACAAACAUUGAGAUCUUAAUUAGUUGCAUUAGUUCAGCUUCUUUGAAGGCAUUAAAAAAAAUUCUUGCGGUUCUCAGAAGGAUUAUUGAGCUCAGUGCAAAACCUGUUAUUAAGAGGUUCCGUGCAUCGGUUGGUUUGACCCUUUUGUCUCUCACUGCACAAAUGUAGGGAAUGAGGUACAAACUAAAUGGAAUGUGUUGCUUAAAGUGGUCCACUGGGCUGCCUGAAUUUUCCUGUAGGGUAGAUAAACUAAAUGAAAUACUACAUUUUUAAGAACAUAACCCUUCACUGGAGCCAAGCUGGUAUGCACCAGUGGUACAUGGUUUGUCCAAACAUCCCAUUUAAAAACAACAAAUAGUAUUGGUGUAAGCAUGCCCUAAGAUUGUGUGUAGGCUCAUGUGUAAAUGGGAAUUGUGGAAUCGGCUAGGAUGCCUUGGAAUGGCAGGCUAAAGGUUCCGAAGAGCAUCUUUGGAUCACAGAAUGGGCUUCUGUUUUAACACGUCUUUGUGCCAUAUAACAAACUGCAGCACUUUGUCAUGUAGUAGUGGCCUGAAGACCCCUUUGGGUUCAUGGAAUUAAAUUCCAUCUCUUUUUUAAUCUUGUUUUUUAACCCUGGCCAUGAUCUAGGUGGUACUAAAAUAUGAAGGUACACGAUACCUUAUUUUAAACCAGUUGACUUCUACUUUUGGGAACCUAUUUUGAAAUGGCAUUUUUACUUAACUUGUAAAACCUGUAAUUUAGCGUUGUGUCGAGGAAUCCAAAGUGAAAUUAAUGAACUGAUUGAUUUUUACAUUCCCAGUAGAUUCAGAAUCAAAACCAGUGAGAUUUAUCAACAAAGAUUUCACAUGAUGUUUGUAUUUUAAUUCUUACCAUAGGCUCCUUAUCAUGAUUUUGUGCAAGAUGUUUGGUUUUUAAAGGAGGAAAUAUGCUAUCUUUUAAAUCGUGAUAGUCUAGAGUAUUUUGUUUUUUGGAACAGAUACUGGAAAUGGGCGAUCUGCUUGAAAACGUAAUGGGACUAUUAUUCAUAAAAUAAUUUCCUAAGAAGUAGUUUAAAUUACUUUUUGUAAAUUAGCAGAAAUGUCCUUGUAGCUAGUGGAACACAUAGGUGGAACAAUGGUGGAACACAUUGUUGCCUGGGUGUUUUACUUGCAUGGAGUGGGGUUCGCCAUCCCCCUUGAACACUGCAGCUCUGAUCAGUUCUACCCCCUGAUCUGUGUUUAGGCGCAGAAAAUGACAUGGGAAGAUCGAAUCACAGUUCAUCAAUAUAAGGUUGAUUCUAAGUCAUUGGCAUAACCUCAGUGCAUGAGAAUACACACUUAAGCUCCAUGAAAUUUAAGUGGAUCUAAUCAGCCCAAACUCCCUACUGCAUAAUAGACACUGUGUAGCUUGGCAAAAUAUAGUUUGCGAAGAUGUGACUCCUCCGUUGUAUUUAAGGCAAGUAUGGAUUUAAAAUGAGUCACAGUCUCAAAAGAUUGCAAAAACCUAAUGAAGCGAAUAUAUAACACACAGUACACUGCCUCGUAAACUAAGGCUUCUGCUUAAUAGUAAAAUGUCCAGUCCUUGCAACAGCUCUGACUGCUUGAACAGCUGAUGUAGUCUUUGGAUCAAAAUAAUGCUACUUAGAAUUCUCACUUCCCAAAAUACUCACUUUCAUCUAUAUUUUUCUUAGUUAAUCAAGAGGUCAGCACAACUGCAAUCAAGGCAGGCCAGCUGCAAUUAAGCAUUUGUUUGUUUUCAGCUGAAGUGGAUAUAAGCAUUUUUUAAGAUUUUAUAUUCCAGUUUGUAUACUGCGUACAGCUAGGCAUUUUGCAUGGAUUUCAAAUCAUGUGGCACUGACUGACGGUUCUGCAUCUGAAGGGAAGAAUGGUGGCAGUUCUGUCAUUGUAUGUCUCACUAUUUGAGGCCUGAAGCUCCUUCCAAAUUUCCUUUUUUGAUUAGGUUGCCCUCGAGAAAUCUGUGUGCGGCUCACAGAGGCCCUUAAGCCCACACCUCUGCAAACAGCCUCACUGUUCUGCAGUUUGUACACAGAAGGCUGUGCUCAGUAAGCAGAUUCACAGAAUGGCCAUUGUGAGGAAGGGACAGGGGUUGUGACAGACCUCCACUUCCCCUGCUUCCUCAACAGGAAUUGCCAGGAGGUCCUGUUGCCAUAGCUCCCAAGCCUUCCACGCACCUAUAUUGCCAAGUGGCACUCUAUGGGGAGCCAGAUUGUACUCUCAAAUUGCUGAUUCCUAGAGUUUAAGGUUAUGGUGGCCCAGAGUGGGAGGACUUGGUAUCUGAAACUACAGAUGACCAUGGCAAGGGAGAUUCAGGUCAAGUUUUAAUGUUCCAGACCGGAAAGUGGUAAAGCAGCUCAUAGACUACCAGAUUUAAUUUGUCUUUUAAUAAGGAGUCAAAAUUUAUGGGCCUUGCCCACCCAAGGCUAGGUAAGGUUUUUAACUCCUUGUUGUUGUUUUAAAUCAGUGGCUUUCUUAUGGACACUUUGAUUGCACUGACGAAAACGUAACAGACCCUGUUCAAAUACAUCUUCCCGUGUGCACUGGAAAGUGGCACUUGAGAGCCUCAAAGAUGGAAUUUCAGUGUCUUCAGAGAUAACUGUGUGUGUCACCAUCUUAAAAAACAGUAUUUGCAGGAUUUAAACUGCAAGGACACAGUGUUAAUCAGAUGGAAGGUUAGGAGUUAAACCAAGAGGGCUGUGUGAAAAAGGAUAUUAAAUUUUAAUAUCAGUGGCUUUAUGUGCAACAAAUGUGAGCAACAUGUUGCAUAUAAAAGCGUUUCAUUAUUUUGCAUUAAAAGAAAAGGUGUGAGCAGUUUUAUAUUAACUGCAUGCACAAUUGCCCACUCUAUUUUAGUAUGAUCAGAGUAUUUUUGUUUUGAAACCGACUUAUAUAUAUUAAGGCAAUUGUCCUUGAGUUAAUAUGGGCCUGGCUGUCUUGUUCUGUUGCUUAAUGUAAUACUUCCAGGCAGGGAUGGCCAACUGGGUGGUUUGCAGAAGGUGCCUGGACUGCUCUCCAGGCUACAGCCAGAGUGCAAGGCAUGACUGGCAUCACUUCUCACCUGCCUCCUCAUGCCACUCUGCUCACACAUCCUGAUGGGA